AUGAGCAUUGGAUCGAUACCGAGAAAGUUCUGCUUUCUAUGGGCCAUCUUCAUUGUUCCCCGAGACUGUGCCAACGGUUGGCUGUUACCGAUUGUACCACAGAGACAUCAUUCUACUAGAGUGACUCGUCGUCCAUUUCUUCUCCCCACUUUAUCGGCAACCAAUCUUUCCAUCACUGGUGCAUCCAGAGAAUACAGUCAAUCGGAAAAGCAGUAUUAUGAUGCCGAUCAGGAUGAAAUAUUGGUGGCCAACAAUGAGACAUUGCCAAUGGGAUCACGAGAAGGAUUUGCCGUCGUCCAUCACUUUGCUUUUGAUCCCACACAAGCAGAAUGGGAUGCACUAAUAGUGACGCCACAACAACAAGAACAACCAGAAGGAUCUGCAGCAUUGCCAGCCAAGCAUAUCACUCGACUGAACUUGACACCCGACAAUGUCACUCUGCCUGUAGCACUCAUGAUGAUGGAUCCAAUCAAGUUCCCAACCAUUUCCAGAGCGCGCAAAUUUUGUCGCCAUGGACGCAUACUUUUGCACAGAGGACCCUUGGAGGAAACUACGGAUGAUGACAGUAGUCAGCCACCUGUUUUCCUUCCGGAUCGUGUGUCCAUGGGCAAGGUGGGAGAUCGUGUUCUGCGAGGAGAUGUCAUUGGACGACAAGUGGCCGUUGGAUCUGGCUACUUUUCGGCAAAGCAGCAAAAGAAGGCUCCUCCCUUUGAUCUACCUGUUGUCUUUGAAGACGACCACGUAGCACUGGUCAAUAAACCUGCAGGUGUUGUGGUGUAUUCACCCAAGAAUGCAGGACAAGGGCUCUUGACCGUGAAAUCAGCCUUGCCACACGCCCUGCAACCACCCAGACAGGGGACCUUGUCCGCACUGAAACGACCCAAGUCGGUCCAUCGACUCGACAAACCCACAUCGGGGAUACUCGUGGUGGGGAAAACAUUACCCGCCAUGGAUCAUUUGUCUCGACAAUUUCGCGAUAGAUUACUACAAAAGACCUACACGGCCAUUGUCAAUGGAGUUCCCCAACUCAAUAAUGAUCAUGCCACUCCAGACGAACAACAAUCAUCCAUUAGUACUGACAAGAACCCGUGGCAAUGGAUUGAUUAUCCCUUAGAGGGCAAGCAGGCAGUCACUGCCUGGAGGAUUGUGAGGCAAGUCCCAUCGAUACGAGCGAGAGACAAUGUCUUGACAAUGGUAGAAGUCAUGCCCAAAACGGGCCGGUAUCAUCAAAUACGAAGGCAUAUGGCGUGGGUUUGUGAACGUCCCUUGGUGGGAGACAAGGAAUAUGAUGGAAAUCAUCCGGAUGCCGUCAAGUUGCGCGGGCGGGGGCUAUUCUUGUGCUCGAAUCAAAUAACGAUCGAACAUCCCUUUUACAACACCCGAGCAGGACGGCAAGUCUGGGAGUCUCUUGCCGACACAGACAAACCAAGCGAACUCUGGGUUCGACCAGAGGAUGACAUGGUCAUGUUGACAGCCUCCAUUACUCUGCCCCAAAAGUUCCACAGUCUGAUGGAUCGAUCAGAAGCUGUGUACAACAAGUAUGCUGCCAGCAUGGGUCUACCUGUAGCACUAGAGGAGAAGCUAUAA
This is a messenger RNA of Seminavis robusta, 1587 nucleotides long. The record is from the annotation of a GenBank genome assembly. NCBI's taxonomy places the organism in Eukaryota, Bacillariophyta, Bacillariophyceae, Naviculales, Naviculaceae.